Messenger RNA from Drosophila obscura, 1304 nucleotides. RefSeq lists its product as uncharacterized. The transcript has 3 exons. Lineage: Eukaryota; Metazoa; Arthropoda; Insecta; Diptera; Drosophilidae. The record is from RefSeq and is a predicted model, not a curated record. Bases 163 to 954 code for a protein of 263 amino acids.
GCAGCCGCCACUGCCCGAGCAGCCGCCGUCCAGGAAGAAGAUUGUCAAACGCGUGCAGGAUUUGUUUGUGGAUGUAACCCACUACAAGCUCAGCUGGGCCAAGUUCAUCAAGAUCGCCAGAAUGGGGCCGCUGUCGGAGCGGAUCGAACACCUUUUGGGGCGAUGGGCACAUUGCCGAUGUUCGAGUGCUGCCAGUACCUAUGCGAAAUAAGUAGCAGUCUGGGUACCGAAGAGCUGGCCGCGCUGCAGCGAUUGGCCUGCAUCUUGUUCCUGCUCCCAGAUAGUGACCUGCAGUCGGAGCUAUGCCGCGUGGCGCUGGUGCGUAAAACCUUCAGCGUGGUCAAGUCUCUGGAGCCCAUGCUGGUGCAUCACUUUACCAAACAGCUGCUGGAUUACUUUGGUGGGACAUCGAGCAGCAGCCGUGGCCAGGUGCUGCGCAUUGCGCGACUACUCAGCGUACAGAGUGGCAUCGGCAGGGCCAUUAGCGUGUGUCUGCUGUGGGACAUCAUCUUUAGCUAUGCCGCCACACCCAUUGACAUUCACCAGUACCGCGAGCUGGGCGAGCUGCGCAUUUUGGACAGUGUGCCCAUGAUCGAUUUGAGCAACACCAGCUUCCGGUGCAUCAUCCGUGCGGUGGGCACUCUGCUGCACUUGCAGCUGUGCUGCCCGGACCUGGCCGAGUUCCUCCAUCACGGCUACCCGAACUUCUACUUUUGCAUUCUGGCCCCGGAUGUGAAAAUGCUGCGCACUUGGCUGUUGAACGCUGCCGCCGGCAUGGACUCUCACCGUCCGCGCACCGAUGCCGCCAAGCUGCAAGAAAUGCUGGACUACCUGAAUGUGGCCGCCGCCCCAUCCGGCCGUCAAUGGUGUCGCCAGUGCCGCGAUCAAUCUGGCAACGUUAUCGGCCCCCUCCGCACCGACGACGAGUGUGUGCUCUCCCAGUUGCGCCGGUGACUCAAAUGGCAGUAGCCAGUAGCCAGUAGGCAGCAACCAGUAGGCCGUGUGGCACGGCACAGCAAUCUGACGCCCCAAGCAGGCAGCGCAUUUACGAGUGAAACAUUUAUACUUCUAUAUAGAUAUAGACAUAGAUAUUAUUCCCCAUUCAGCUUGUUCACUUGAUUUACUUAAAUACAAAAGGUAUUUAGGCGUAGGCGGUAUUUGUAUUGUGUUGUUUAAUCCGCGAAAAAGCUAAACGAAAACUUUCAAAUUCUGGCUAAACAUUUUCCAAGUAAUUUUGCCGCAGUGUUUGUGUGUUAUCGUCAUGAACGGCUCGGAUGGUGAGACGAUCACAGUGCAGGUGCAGG